This is a messenger RNA of Cuscuta campestris, 1786 nucleotides long. NCBI's taxonomy places the organism in Eukaryota, Viridiplantae, Streptophyta, Magnoliopsida, Solanales, Convolvulaceae. The record is from the annotation of a GenBank genome assembly.
AUCUCCAAUCAUUUCUUUUUGCCUUGCUAAAAGCUACUUCCUCCGUCCUAAAACUUUCUUCCUACUUCCCCUUUUCCCCGUCCUAAAACUACCUUCCCAUUAGAAAAAAAAGAUGACAAAUGACAUUAAUACCUUCAUGUAUUUACACCAAUUAUCUUCUAACUCUAUAUUUUGAAUGCUUGCAAAAAAAAUUUUAAAAAAUCUUUUUUAAGGAGGGUAAAAUUUAAAGUCAAAGCCAAAAAUUAAAAAUAGGGAAAAGUCAAACUGGGAAGAAAGAAUUAGGACGGAGGGAAAUAUAAAAAUAAUCAGAAGAAUUAAAACAUAAAAGAUAUGCAAGAAUGGGUAACGCUCCCACUUGCGGCGGUUUCCGGCGGAGUUUUGCUUUCUCUUCUGAUCAUCAUAAUCUUCCUAAGUUCAUGCCCCCGCCGCCAUAAAAGCAGCGAUCGUCUAAUCCAGCAAAAGGGCCUGCGUCAUCAUCGCGUCACCCUUCAUCGUCUGGAUAAAAACGGCGACAAGAAGACAAACUACUUCGUUUCCCUGCGUGGGCCGCCGGAAAAUCCAAUCUUCCGAUGGGCUGACCACCCCUCCUUCGUAACCGACGCCGUCGAAAAUGGGUGGUCGGGGUUCGGAUUCGUCGCCUGCUCUUCAUCGCCGACGAGCGUCCGGCGAGGCAUGUCUCUGUUCGGGCGCCGUCAGAAAAUUCCCGGCGGCGAUCAGGGGAGUCGAAUGGAGGUGGAUAUAACUCGGGAGGCCUCCCAAGACGGCGUGCAGAAAAUCCAAUUUCGAAAAAAUUCAGGGACCUCGAGGAAAAUAAAAAACAGUCAAAGGGGUGGUUCUUUAACAAUUGUGAAGACCAUACUGCCCUUACCUGGCCCACCAUUGGGGACUUUGGCUUUCCCAGAAGAAGCCUAUUUUGAAAUUACAAUCUUGUCCUUCAUGGAUCAAGAACCAAUUGGGAAGAGAAAAGAAUCAGAAGGGGAGAAAAUAAAGCUCAUUCAUGAGAAUACAAAUGCAGCUGCUGAUAACAAUGGCAUUGAAAAUCUGAAUGAUGACGACGAAGGAAAUGGGAUUCUAACGGAAAGGACAGAUUUUGUCGGAUUAUGCGUCGGGCUAACCGGAGCCGGCGAUCCUCCGGCGAAGAUUCCGGGGACAUAUCCGGGCUCUGUUGGAUUCAAUUCUAAUGCCUCUGUUUUUCUUGCUGGGACAAGACUAGUGGGGGAAAGUGAUUCAAGAAGAUGGGGAAGAGCAGGAAAGGUGAUAGGGAUUGGAUACAACACCGCCCAAAAGAAAGUUUUCUUCACAGUGGACUCAAAUCUGUUGUACGAAAUCCACUGCGAGUCGGAGGAAUUCGGGAGCCCGCUCCACCCCACCAUAUCCGCCGCCACCGGCGCCGCCGCAGAUGAGGCCGACGUCACGGUGUCAGUGAACCUGGGCCAAACCCAUUUCAAAUACGCCCCGGCGAAUCUUCGCCGGACUCCGAACCCGUGUUUAACCAUGACAGAGCAGUGCCCUUCUUCUUCUUCGGGUUUGGGAUGCGGAGAAGACAGCAGAGAGCUUUUCUCCAUGGGGAGAAUCGAUUCAGAGUGGCUGAUGAUCGGCGAAGGCGCAAAGAGUAGAAGCGUAAAACGAGGAGUUGACGACGAUGAUCUGGAAUCGGACGGAGAUUUGUUUGAGAUUGCAUUGGAUGGUUCUGGAAUAUCGCCCAAUGUUUUGAGAAUAUAGAGAAUCAUCUUAUGAACUGUUCUUUUAAAAUGUUUUGUUGAUACAAAAAAGUAUGGAAAAUGCU